CUGUUUAUUUAUUGUUAGAAGCGUGACGGCUGGAUAUAAAUUUUCUAAAUUACGACCCCACGGUUCAAAUGUUCUAGGUCCGCCCUUGCAUGGAGCUAUCUCUGUGACUAUGCAUAAUUUUGGAUCUCCCAGAGUUGGGAACAAAAAAUUUGUUGAACUAUAUAACGAGAAAGUCAAAGACAGCUGGAGGGCUGUAAAUCACAGAGAUAUAAUUCCAACAGUUCCACGUUUAAUGGGCUACUGCCAUGUGGCUCAACCUGUUUAUCUCACUGCAGGAUAUCAAAAAAAUGCAAUGGCUAACGUUGAACCAUUAGAAGAUAGCUACCAAGUAGAUGUUAUUGGGGAAGCCACACCUGAUGUUAUUAUGAAAGGCGAGAAGGAAUUUAUUGAGAAAAUAUUGAACACGGAGAUCAAAUUUUUCCGAGCUAUUAGAGAUGGGAGUGCACUGAUGUAGCAUAUGGAGGAUUUCUAUUAUAUUACCCUAUUGGAGAAUGUGAGGUCAAACUGCCAGAACGUUACAAUCACGUGAGAAGAGAAAACUAGCAAUAUUUUUAAAGCUUAUAAUGCCGUCGUACCUCAAAGCAGGGGGGAAUGGGGU
Messenger RNA from Cuscuta campestris, 598 nucleotides. Lineage: Eukaryota; Viridiplantae; Streptophyta; Magnoliopsida; Solanales; Convolvulaceae. The record is from the annotation of a GenBank genome assembly.